Molecule: messenger RNA, 1921 nt
Organism: Arachis duranensis
Lineage: Eukaryota; Viridiplantae; Streptophyta; Magnoliopsida; Fabales; Fabaceae
Product: ninja-family protein AFP3
Exons: 2
Coding region: 542-1762 (406 amino acids)
Biological process (GO): signal transduction; negative regulation of DNA-templated transcription; response to abscisic acid
Cellular component (GO): nucleus
Source: RefSeq, a predicted model, not a curated record
CUUGCUUCCUUUUGAUUCCUUUCAACUCUUGGGUGUCUUUCCCUUUCAAUUUUUUUUUUCACAAUUUUAGUCUCAUUCCUCUGUACUGAUAAACGAAGAAGAGAGGUGGGAAAAUGAAAAAUUAGCAACCUUUAAUAUUUUUUUGCUUCUUAUAUUUUAUUAGGGCUUCUUCGAAAUUGUGAAUAUAGAAAUUCAUUGAUUGAUUUCAAAAUAUCUUCCUUUUUUUUUCAAGAAAAAAAAAAGUUGCGAUCCGGGAAGGUGGUGCUUUUUUUGUUGUGUCACUGUUGUUAUUUCUGCAUUAUUGGAUGAGGCAGAAUGAUUUCCUUCAGGUAUUUUGCUCAUUCGAAUCAUCAUCAUAAUCGUCACCAUCACCUUCAUCAUCACCAUUCAUUGAUUUACCAUCAACGCCACCGUAGCCACCACGAAUCUUCUUCUAUGCACACGAGCGGUGGAACUAGAGAAAGUAGCUAGCUCUGGCUUUUUCUUAGCGUUUUGUUGUUUUCCUUUCUUUCUUCUUCCUUGUGUAUGGUACCAGACAUUGAUGUUGAAUCAUCGUCACUUUCAUCCUCAUCCAUAUCAUCAUCAUCAGAUGGAGAAUUACCCAAGAGAUCUACUUCAGAGAUUCGUCGACGUGUCAACUAGUGCUGGUAGCACUAGUGAAGAUAUCACACAAACACUACAAGAACAACAGCAUCAUCAGCAAGCUAAAGAGUAUGUAGAAGAAAAAGAAGCAGAAGAUGCUGAUGAAGAAGUUGAGCUGAACCUAGGUCUCUCUUUAGGGGGUAGAUUCGGCGUUGACAAGGACGCAAAGAAGAAGCUCACGCGCUCUUCUUCAAUAGUUGGUACAAUGCCUCUUUUCCGGGAAGACCGGCCGAUGGAGCCGCCGCAUGUGGCAGCGUAUCCAGCGGCGCUGAUGAGGACAUCAUCACUGCCCACGGAGACUGAGGAGGAGUGGAGGAAGAGGAAGGAAUUGCAGACUUUGCGGCGGAUGGAGGCCAAGAGGAGGAGAUCCGAGAAGCAGAGAGUUGCGCGGACAGAGAAGGAAUCCGGUGGUGGUGCCGGAGCCGGAAUCGGUAGUGGUUUGGAAGAAUUGGAGGGUGGUGCAGGUGCAAGUGCAACAUCAAUGGGCUUGAAUAGAUUCGGUUCUUCAAAUUUGGCGGUACAACCUUUUGGGGUGCCAAAUUGGGGUGCAAGGCAAGUGGUUCUUGGUGAUGUUUUGGGAAAAGGGAAAAUUGGUGAUAGUGGCGGCUUUCAGGGUUUGUUUGCACAACCUUCUUCUCAAUGUUCUGCAGAAUCUCAAGGGGGAAGUUCCUCAUCAGUGUCUGAAAUGGAGAGCAAGCCUUUUCUAGGACCGAGCAGUUGUGGUGAAGCUAGAAGCCCUGCUAGUAAUCAGUCCUUACAGGAACGAAGAAGCAGUCAGGAUGCUGUUGGGGGUUCAGGGGCGAAGACAAACGAGAAUGUGAGCAGAAGUUCCAGAGCUGAGAUGGAUAAUCCAUCUAAGAAACCGAACAAGGCGAGAGAAAUUGGGACAAAUUCAAUGGAAGACAUGCCUUGUGUAUUUACAAAAGGGGAUGGCCCUAAUGGAAAAAGGAUAGAGGGUAUCUUGUACAAAUACGGUAAAGGAGAGGAAGUGAGGAUAAUGUGUGUGUGCCAUGGAGAUUUUCUCUCCCCAGCAGAGUUUGUUAAGCAUGCUGGUGGUGGUGAUGUUGCUCACCCACUAAGGCACAUUGUUGUAAACCCUUCUGCUGCUCCUUUUUUGUGAUUGGAGUGUCCCUUUUUCAACAGUUUAGGCUUGUAACAUAGAUUACAUUGGAGAGACGAGUAAUGUUUACUUUGUUCCAUAGUCGGUGUCUCCAUUCUUGGGCUAUUAAAUGCAACAAUGGUAUAUUUAUAUAGAUGCCAUUUUGUACCGGAAAGGAAA